Messenger RNA from Leptonychotes weddellii (Weddell seal), 1994 nucleotides. Lineage: Eukaryota; Metazoa; Chordata; Mammalia; Carnivora; Phocidae. The record is from RefSeq and is a predicted model, not a curated record.
AUGGAGAUUGGGGAGUAUGGUAAGAAGAAUGGGGAGAAGGAGCUGAGACUAUUGCUCUCCUUACUGCCUCCAUCAAGAUUGGUUCAGGAACUGGGCAUUGCCCCUGUGCCUCCAUCUAGGGGCCUAAGCUGGAAGGCAGGAGGACAUGGAGGAAGUGUGUUUGUGCCACUGAAGGAGACAUCGGUGGAAAGCCUCCUACAAACUACCACUCAUGCUCUGGCUAAGCUGCAAGUGCCCCGGGAGCAACUCUCUGAAGUUCUGGAGGAGAUCCACAGUGGUAGUUGUGGGGCCAUCUAUCGAACCAAGAUGUGUACUGGGGACCCUGCUAAGCCAAAGAGUGUUGUCCUCAAGGUUUUGAAAGAACCGGCUGGCCUCCACGAGGUGCAGGAUUUCUUAGGGCGAAUCCAGUUCUACCAGCACCUGGGGAAGCACGAGAACCUGGUGCAGCUGCAAGGCUGCUGCACAGAGGAGCUGCCGCUCUAUAUGCUGCUGGAGGAUGUGGCCCAAGGGGACCUGCUCAGCUUUCUCUGGACCUGUCGGCGGGAUGUGAUGACCAUGGAUGGCCUUCUCUAUGAUCUCACAGAAAAACAAGUAUAUCACAUCGGGAGGCAGGUCCUCCUGGCUUUGGAAUUUCUCCAGGAUAAGCAUCUGUUCCAUGGGGAUGUGGCAGCUAGGAAUAUCCUGAUCCAAAGUGAUCUUACUGCUAAGCUCUGUGGACUGGGCCUAGCUUACGAAGUCCAUGCCCGAGGGGCCAUCCCGGCUACUCACAACGUACCUCUCAAGUGGCUCGCCCCAGAACGGCUUCUGCUGAGACAAGCUAGCAUCAGAGGAGACAUCUGGUCCUUUGGGAUCCUGCUUUAUGAGAUGGUGACUCUAGGGGCACCACCAUAUCCUGAAGUCCCUCCUACCAGCAUCCUACAACAUCUCCAAAGAAGGAAAAUAAUGAAGAGACCCAGUAGCUGCACACAUACCAUGUAUGGUCUUAUGAAGUCCUGCUGGCGCUGGAGUGAGGAGAGCCGCCCCUCACUUAAAGAGCUACACUCACGCCUAGAAAUCGCCGCUCGAACUGCAAAUGACAAAGCUGUGUUGCAAGUACCCGAGUUGGUGGUGCCUGAACUGUAUGCAGCCGUGGCAGGUAUCAGCAUGGACAGCCUCUCCUACAGCUACAGCAUCCUAUGAAGAUCUUGGGGAAAGAAACAUUUAUGAGUGAUCAUAUACUAUUGGAAUGGAUUCCUCCGAGAACGGAGAAUAGCUUUCUAGUGGGACAUAAAGGGACAAAUAGGAUAUUCCCCUACACAUUUCCCUAGAUACCCAAAAUGAUGCCAGAUGAGGCUCUACACUCCAUAUACCCUGGAGACUGAGAAGUAUAGUUUCAUUUCUGCUGUCCCAAUCCCGAAGACCCACAGUAGAUGUGGUGGAUAGUACCAUUGCAAAGAAAAUCUUAGAAAUCCACGUUUGUCUGGCAUUGCACAAACAAGCUGGUCCUCCCACCACAGACUGGUUUCCUCUUGAAGCAUGCUUUCAUCUAGAUUAUAGAGUCCAGAGAAGUUGGGAGUCAACUGAUGGAAUAAGGAGCCGAAAAAGAAGUUGAUGAGAAAGAAAAUCAAAAGGUUCUAUUUGCUCAGGAGUACAGACGUGGACCAAGGUCAUCCUUCAAAGAGAAGGUGGAGGAAGGAGAUAAAGUUCUUCAGUCCUGGUCCGUUCAUGCAGGACUGGAGGAGGACCAUGUAGGAAAACUUCAGAGUUUCCUUUUGGGUAUAGAUAAGAGGUAGAUAGUCUCUUCUUAUCUAAUUAUGAGACAAGUGAACUUGGCUGGAACUACUUUUAACUAGAAGCUGGAGAGGUCCUUUCACGAUUAAGAACAUUCAACAGCUAUUGUUCAUCAGACUAGCUUCCUGGUCCCCAUAAAACUAGGGAGACUGAGCCUAGAGAGCCCAUUAGGCUGUGAUGAAUAUACAGUUGACCCUUGAACAACAUAGGUUUGAACUAUGUGG